Messenger RNA from Sitophilus oryzae (rice weevil), 1029 nucleotides. Its product is annotated as jerky protein homolog-like. The record is from RefSeq and is a predicted model, not a curated record. Gene Ontology annotation, cellular component: nucleus. The coding region runs from base 1 to 1029 and encodes 342 amino acids. Lineage: Eukaryota; Metazoa; Arthropoda; Insecta; Coleoptera; Curculionidae. The transcript is spliced from 3 exons. Gene Ontology annotation, molecular function: DNA binding.
AUGACUCCAACGAAACGCGUCCAUUGCUCUGCUACUAUUAAAGAGAAGUGUAAAAUUCUUGACAGUUUAGAUGCAGGUGGUAGUGUUCGGCAUGUUGCGAAACUUUUCAAGAUACCAAAAUCAACAGUAUCCGAUAUAAAGAAGAACAGAGUGAAGAUUCGAAAUUUUGUUGCGAGGUCGUACACUGAUAUAGGCCAGAGAAAAGUUAUGAAAAAGCCCGAGAAUCCUGAUGUGGAAGAGGCGUUAUACACUUGGUUUCUACAGCAACGUAAAAAUCACAUUCCUGUCUCUAGUGAAGUCUUGCGCACAAAAGCCAGAUUUUUUUAUGAGCGCAUCACUGGAAAGACUAACUUUCAAGCUAGUUCAGGAUGGCUUGACAAAUUUAAGGCAAGACGCGGCAUUCGUUUUUUAAAAGUAUGCGGAGAACGUGUUUCAAGUGACGCUGAAGCAGUUGCUCCUUUCCAACUUAAACUGCAAGCCCUGAUUGAGAAAAUGCAAUUAACUAAAGAGCAAGUCUACAAUGCGGAUGAAUCCGCACUUUUUUGGAGGGUUUUGCCAAACACAACGUGGGUGCAUAAAGAUGAGAAAUCGGCACCAGGGAGGAAAGUUUCAAAAGACCGUGUAACCUUUAUGCCAUGCUCAAAUGCAUCAGGCACACAUAAGUUGCCGUUACUUGUGUUAGUGAAACAAUAUCUGAGUAACGCCAAUAAGCCAUGCAGGGCACUGCUUCUUGUUGACAAUGCGCCUUCACACCCACCCGAAGAAGAGCUCAAUACGAAUCCAAAUUUCAUAGUGGUAUUUUUGCCUCCUAAUUGUACUGCAUUAGUUCAGCCAAUGGAUCAGAACUUGAUACAAAAUAUCAAGGUUUCUUAUAGAAGGCAAUUGCUGACCCACAUUAAAUCACAAGAAAACAAAGACACAAUGCAACUCCUGAAGAAAUUUAGUCUUCUGGAUGCAGUGAAUACUCUCGACUCUGCUUGGAAGUCCAUAACCGAAAAGAAUAUUAAAAAAAGCUUGGAUGGAAUAUGA